Camellia sinensis is the source of this 891-nucleotide messenger RNA. The record is from RefSeq and is a predicted model, not a curated record. NCBI's taxonomy places the organism in Eukaryota, Viridiplantae, Streptophyta, Magnoliopsida, Ericales, Theaceae.
AUGGCAAGGCGAAAAGUUCAUAAGAGUCGCCCCCUUAUGGAAGUACUUGAGGCUGAGCGAGAGCCACAUCCUAGUGUUGGAAAUGAAGUUCCAUCUCGGGUUCAGGAAGAAGAGAUUGAACGUGAAUUGCAUAAUGAGCAAACUCAAGAGUCAAGUGCCAAUCCAGAAGUGGGACAUUCAGAUAGAGUUGUACCACCAAGGGCUAAUGCAGCUCCAGCAUUUUUAGACCCUAGUGUGCAGCGCCUUUUAGAGUCAGCGGCUAGCCUAGCGGAGAGGCAAACUCGCAUCCUUGAACAACAUAAUGCAGCACAGUCUAGGCCAUUUGUGCAACCUACAGAGAACCGUCUCACCGCAAUUGAGAGGUUCAAGAAGUUGGGGGCUCCAUCAUUUUCUGGAUCGCCCAAUCCUAUGGAGGCAGAGGCCUGGUUAAGGAGGGUAGAACAGAUAUUUUCUGUGAUGGAAGUAUCAGACGAGCAGCCAAUUGCACUUGCUAGUUUUAUGCUGGUGGAGGAGGCUGAAUAUUGGUGGGAGUCCACGCAACGCCUGCUUACGGCAAGUGGCACUGGAGGAUUGACCUGGAACCAAUUCACUAAGGUUUUCAAUGACAAGUACUUUCCAGCUACCUAUCGGUAUGAAAAAGAGAGAGAGUUCCUUCGGCUAGAGCAAGGGGAUUUGACUGUAGCUCAGUAUGAAGCUAAGUUCAUUUCUUUAUCUCGUUUUGCCCCUUCGUUUGUGGAUGAUGAGGAGGUCAAAUGUCGUCGUUUUAUAGAUGGGUUGGAUUUGGACAUCAAAUCUCGUAUUCGAGUAUUGGGAAUAACUAACUAUUCGACCUUGGUUGAUAAAGCCUUAACAGCUAAGAAAGAUGUCAUAGAAAUGAAGUUAGCGGAAUAA